Messenger RNA from Dendronephthya gigantea, 2605 nucleotides. RefSeq names its product protein cycle-like. The record is from RefSeq and is a predicted model, not a curated record. Bases 168 to 2300 code for a protein of 710 amino acids. Gene Ontology annotation, cellular component: aryl hydrocarbon receptor complex; nucleus; transcription regulator complex. Lineage: Eukaryota; Metazoa; Cnidaria; Anthozoa; Malacalcyonacea; Nephtheidae. Gene Ontology annotation, biological process: regulation of transcription by RNA polymerase II. The transcript has 12 exons. Gene Ontology annotation, molecular function: protein dimerization activity; RNA polymerase II cis-regulatory region sequence-specific DNA binding; DNA-binding transcription factor activity, RNA polymerase II-specific.
GUGAAUAUACCGACAGCUGCGUGUGUGCAUGUGCCGCAAAACGUCGCAAACACGACAAACACAAGCACGCAACUGAUAUUUUUUGCUUGGAGCGAGAGAGAAGAAGCAUCGUAGAUGAGUCAUUGCGAAGCUGUAUUACCGUAUUACCCAGAAACCCAGUAGCACAGAUGCUGUCAAAUAAUGAGGACGGCAAAGUUGGACUGGAGAUCUCAAGGCCGCAACUGGGGGUGGCAAAGAAUUCUAGAAAUUCCCAUAAUGAUAUUAUGAAAAGACUUCGGAAUAAAAUGAACCAGUCCAUCAAUGACUUAUCAACAAUGAUCCCCUUACCACCCUCAGCUGGGAGUAGAAGACCUGACCAAAUAACGGUGCUGAGCUCUGCAGUCCAGCAUAUGAAAUUUUUGCAAGGCUCCACAGAACUUUCAAAAGAAACAAACCAUAAACCAAGUUUUAUGUCGGAUGAUGAUUUAAGGAACCUGAUUACGGAGGCCUCAGGUGGAUUUAUAAUCGUUGUUGAGUGUGAACGUGGACAGGUCUUGUAUGUCACAGAUUCAGUUGAGAAGAUUUUGAAUAUUUCUCAGGCUGAUAUGGUUGGUCUCGACUUUUAUGAACUAGUUCACGAUGAAGACGUUGCUAUGGUGAGGACUCACAUAUCUACAGCGGUGUCAGAGAGCAAAGAUAGAGAGACUGAAGUGAAGAAAUCAGACGUAUUUGAAGAAAGCAUUAGGAAUGCUGCAAAUUUAUGCCCAGGAGCUAAACGAUCAUUCCUCUGCCGUAUGAAAAAAGUGGCUAACGCUGAAGAUAUAAAAAAUAUGGGGACAAAAACAACCAUUUGGAGGACAAAGAAAUAUGUAUUCGUAGAUGACAAUGAUCCUAUUUUAAUUUCAUAUGAAGGCUUUUUAAAAUCAUGGCCACCAAAUGAGGUGAAAUCAAGCAAUUAUCCCAACUCUCGCAGUUGUCUUGUCGCUGUCGGUCGUAUUCUUGAGAUAGAUACCGAGGAAACAGACUACAGCAAGCUUGGACAGAUUCGCGAGUUUGAAACAAGACAGCGAGCCGACGCCACAUUUGUUCGUGUCGAUCAAAACUUCACGAAGAUAUUUGGUUAUUGUUCAGACGAAGUGAUAGGAAAGUCAGCUUACAGUUUCCUUCAUAAAGAUGACCUUAGAAUUGUUGCUGAAGCUCAUCACAAGGCUUUUACCGACAAGGGUACGACGCGGCUGAAGAUAAUAAAUAGAUUCCGCGCGAAGGCUGGGCACUAUGUCCCAGUGAAAACCACUUCAGUUGUGUUUCGCAAUCCUUAUUCGAAAGAAGUUGACUUUGUCGCCACACGGAAUGUCAUUAUGAGUUCAGUUCCACCAAAUUUGGGAACUAGUGGUAAGCAAAGCGGAACAAACACCCUGACAACGCCUGUCGUGACAAAAUUUUCAGACAAGCCACGAAGGAAACGUGACCUAGAAAGAGAUUCACAGAUGUUUGACAAUCCUGGUGAUGAUAGUGAUAUUGGUUUUAUAGUACAAACGAAACAAGCUAAGAAAGUGGGACAACCACUGAGAAUAAAUAACUUGAAGUUUUCAAAUGUUGAUGCACAGAAAGAAAACCAGCAAGUUGUUUCUAAGAAUUUUGCUAGAUCUCCAAGCCCUGCACUUAACAUGCAGCACGCACAACACUAUUUCGAUGUUGCUAUACACAGUGCCAGCAGGGAACAGAACACUCUGGCGAAUGGGAUGUUACUGGAUCAAUUAACGGGAAUCAAGGUUGCUAUUAGUGCGAUGGAAAACAUUGCAAUCAAAGAGGAAAGUUUGUUGUUGCUGAUGAAUGUUAUAGAAAACAAGUUAAAAAGAAAACGUGGAUUAGAUAAAAAUAGAGCAUCACAGAAGCUUAACAGCCCUAAUGAUGUUGGUGUAAUGACACAAGCAAAACAGACUAAAAAAAAGGAAGAGCGACUGAAAUUUGAUUCCUGGUCAAAAAUGUAUUCCAAUGUUUUUUCACCAAACGAUAAUCAGCAAACAGUCUUGAAUGACUUGGCGAGAAUUCCACAUCCAGCACUGGAUGUAGACAACAUACAACGAGGUCAGCCUGAUAUCACUCAUACUAUUGACAGUGCCACUGAAGAAUACAACACCCUGGGUGAUGAGAUGUUGUUUGGGAAAUUAGGAGGUUUUGAUGGAGCUUUUGAUGCGAUAGAAAAUGCUACAGGUGGAGUUGAAGUAGAAGACAGUUUUUCAUUUUUAAUGCGUAAUGGGAGGGCGGGGAGUAAGGAUAUAGGAAAUUUUCUUAACGAUUUGCCGUGGGAUUUAAUAUAAUUGGGUAGGCUUUGGUAACUAUUCAACUAAGGAUCAUUUUAAUGUAAAUCCGAGUGUUUAGGGCGUUUUUAUGACAGUAAUGUGGAAAUUCGCAGACGACACUGCGGUAUCUUAAGUAAUUAAAAAGUCCGACUAUAGCUUUCUUCAAUCGGACAUUGAUCAUAUUUCUACUUGGUCAAGAAAUAAUCUCUUCCAACUUAACCCAAUUAAAUGCAAAGAAAUGAUGAUAUCCUUUGCACAACCACCACCUGUUUAUGAACCAAUUCGUAUAAACGAUCAAAAUGUGGAAAGGGUAACGACUGUUA